Molecule: messenger RNA, 2215 nt
Organism: Budorcas taxicolor (takin)
Lineage: Eukaryota; Metazoa; Chordata; Mammalia; Artiodactyla; Bovidae
Gene: FAM180B
Product: family with sequence similarity 180 member B
Exons: 3
Coding region: 989-1594 (201 amino acids)
Source: RefSeq, a predicted model, not a curated record
AGUGGGGCUAAAUACUGCAGUUGCGGACAGGGUAACUUGCACACCUAGAUAUACUUCUGAGACAUCCUGGAACUGAAAUGGAAAGUUCUCAGUUCACAGGGCUUAGGACGGGUGUGGCAUGGAAUCUCGGCCACUGCUGGAGAAAGCCCUUUGUCACAGCAGACUAUCUCAUGGCAGCUCAUGGGUCCAGGGGGCCCAUGAAAGUAGGGCAGCUCCCACCCACCCUCAUCCUGUUCACACCACAAGGUUCCAAGAGCCGACAGCCAGGACCAGGGCGCGCUGCAGCCCGUUGCGAACCCUGUGUCCUGCACCCUGACAGCGCAUCGGGCCUGGGCUGAGGGAACCUUCCUGGACUCUGGUCUGAGCUGAGAAUGUUGUAAACAAGCAAAGGAGGGUCCCAGUCUGGGGCCAAAGACAAUCAGGAGCUGCCGACCUGUCGCCAGGAAACAGUACUCUCCAUUCCAGCCAGUCUGGGGUCUGUUCAGCCGGUGGCUGAGUGCCUGAGGGGAAGAGUUCUCUGCCUGUCCAGGGGCCAUUCAGCCAGCCCACCAGGCAGCUGGAAGAUCACGCUUUGCGGCUGUUGUUCUUGGCUACUGAGGGGCUUCCUGGAGGCUGGGCCAGACUGAGUGUCAGAGGCUAGAGUCAGUUGCAGUGUUCUGGGGGUGAGGACAGAUAGUAAGGCAGUCUUACUGCCUGGGGUCUCGCCUACCUCUUUGGGAGGGCCAAGCCUGAGCUGUUUGCUACCAAAUGCCUUUUUCCUAUUAACUAAGCAUCCCGCCCAUCUGGGCAGGAAUAGGCUUAGGGCCUGACAAGCUGGGAGCCAGGCUCCUACUGCCAACAACCAGAUUUCACAUUUCUCUGGGAUGGAAAGAGCCCCUAGGAAGCCAGAGCCCGCCCCUCCCUGCUGAGCUCUGAAGGACGAGACGCAACGCAGGGAGCAGCUGGAGCAGCCUAGUGGAAAGCUGGAGCCCCAGUGUGUGCCAGGCGGAUGGAGGUGCAGAGAGACCCUGCGAAGAACAAGACUCAGAGGGCCUGGGGGAGCAUGGCUGGGACAGUGCAGUUCCUGGCUUGGCUGACGGUAGCCAUUUGCCUCCUCCCCGGGGUGACUACAACCUACCACCAUGCAGGGCAGCCCACGGACAGCACCAGCGUGGGAGGUGGCCCGAAGGAGCCAGAGGCCCCGGAAGUGAUGUUCGAGCUGCUCUGGGCGGGGCUGGAGCUGGAUAUCGUGGGGCAGCUGCGCCUCCAGGACGAGGAACUGGCAUCCACACGUCCAGGCCGCCGGCUCAGGCUCCUCCUGCAGCACCAGGUGCCCAGGGACUUGGAGGGCGCUGAGCAGCGGCUGCAGCAGCUCCAGGACCUGCGGAAGGGACCUCCUCUUAGCCCUUGGGACUUUGAACAUCUGCUCCUCACAGGCGUGUCCUGUGUCUACCGGCUCCACGUGGCCAGCGAGGCCGAGGAGAGAGGCCGCUGGGCCCAGGUGCUCACCCUCCUGGCACAGGAAGCACUCUGGGACCUGUGCAAAGGCUUCUGCCCCCAGGGCCAGCCCCCUCCUCUGGGGCCCUGGGCCUCCAUGGUUGACUCCUUCCCCUAACCCCUCCCCUUUUGCUUGCCAUCCCUCCUUCCCCCUCGCCCACCAGCCCCAACCUGAGCCAGACCCACCUUUGGCAGGGGCUUCCAUCUGGCAGCCGGUUCUUGCCACUGUGUUCGGGUCUCUGGGCUUGCCUUGUAUAACUGGACCCCAGUCUACCCCUCCCCCAUCUUCUUCCUCGGGCCCAGGUUCUGGGUCCCAGACCAGCAGGCACAGACCUAAGGGCAGGACUUGCAGGCAGUGUGUGUGUUUGAGAAGUGUGUUUAAGAGAUGCUGAAAAGGAAGCUCCCACCCUCCAACUCCUACCCUGCUAGCCCAGGUAACUCCUAAGUGCCCAGUGCCCAAUCUUAUGUAGAUACCUCUUUUAAACCCAACCAAGGCUCUGGGGGUACCUAAGUUGCUCAAGUAUCCCAUCUAGGCUGGGAGAAUAGACUGGACAUUUUUAGUUGUCUGUUGGAAGAAUGAGGGGAAGCAGGUGAAGAAACAUUUUCUUUUGGGGGGCAGGGAAGUGAGAAAUGUUUUUUGGUCCAUCUAACAAAGCUCAGAGAAGGGGGUGAGGUUGGGAGGAGAUUGAGGCUGGCUGGAGUGGUUCUGAUCCUGUGUAGCUCAUCCCAUAAAAUGUUC